AUGGAGUCUGAGAUGCUGCAGUCGCCUCUUCUGGGGCUUGGGGAGGAGGAUGAGUCUGACCUGACUGACUGGAACUUGCCUCUGGCUUUUAUGAAGAAAAGGCAUUGUGAGAAGAUCGAAGGCUCCAAGUCUUUGGCUCAGAGCUGGAGGAUGAAGGACCGGAUGAAGACUGUUAGUGUUGCCUUAGUUUUGUGCCUAAAUGUUGGUGUGGACCCUCCUGAUGUGGUGAAAACAACUCCCUGUGCCCGUCUGGAGUGUUGGAUUGAUCCUCUGUCCAUGGGCCCUCAAAAAGCUCUGGAAACCAUUGGUGCAAAUUUGCAGAAGCAGUAUGAAAACUGGCAGCCCAGAGCCAGGUACAAGCAGAGUCUUGAUCCUACAGUGGAUGAAGUUAAGAAACUGUGUACAUCUCUGCGUCGAAACGCCAAGGAAGAGCGGGUACUUUUCCACUACAAUGGACACGGCGUCCCCAGGCCAACAGUAAAUGGGGAGAUCUGGGUCUUCAACAAGAACUAUACUCAGUAUAUUCCUCUAUCCAUAUACGACCUGCAAACUUGGAUGGGCAGCCCUUCCAUUUUCGUCUACGAUUGCUCUAAUGCUGGCCUUAUUGUCAAGUCAUUCAAACAAUUUGCACUACAGAGGGAGCAGGAGUUGGAGGUGGCUGCGAUUAACCCAAACCAUCCGCUUGCUCAAAUGCCUUUGCCGCCAUCCAUGAAGAACUGCAUUCAGCUGGCGGCUUGCGAGGCCAGUGAGCUGCUGCCCAUGAUCCCUGAUCUGCCAGCUGACCUCUUCACGUCAUGCCUUACUACGCCCAUCAAAAUUGCUCUGAGAUGGUUCUGUAUGCAGAAGAGCAACGUCAGACUGGUGCCAGGAGUCACACUGGAUUUAAUAGAGAAGAUUCCUGGAAGACUGAAUGACAGGAGAACUCCCCUGGGAGAGCUGAACUGGAUCUUCACCGCUAUCACAGACACCAUUGCAUGGAAUGUCUUGCCUAGAGAUCUUUUCCAGAAGCUCUUCAGGCAAGACCUGCUCGUGGCCAGUUUGUUCCGUAACUUUCUCUUGGCAGAAAGAAUUAUGAGAUCUUACAACUGCACCCCUGUCAGCAGCCCUCGUCUACCUCCGACGUACAUGCACGCGAUGUGGCAAGCAUGGGACCUUGCAGUUGAUAUUUGCCUUUCCCAAUUACCUACAAUUAUAGAGGAAGGAACUGCCUUUAGGCACAGUCCCUUCUUUGCGGAGCAGCUGACGGCUUUCCAGGUGUGGCUGACCAUGGGUGUGGAGAACCGCAACCCCCCGGAGCAGCUCCCCAUCGUCCUGCAGGUGCUGCUGAGCCAGGUACAUCGGCUGCGAGCUCUUGACUUGCUGGGAAGAUUUUUGGACCUGGGUCCCUGGGCAGUUAGCUUGGCCCUGUCCGUUGGCAUUUUCCCGUAUGUGCUGAAGCUACUUCAAAGUUCAGCUCGCGAGCUGAGGCCGCUCCUUGUCUUCAUCUGGGCCAAAAUUCUGGCAGUGGACAGU
This is a messenger RNA of Balearica regulorum gibbericeps (East African grey crowned-crane), 1512 nucleotides long. Lineage: Eukaryota; Metazoa; Chordata; Aves; Gruiformes; Gruidae. The record is from RefSeq and is a predicted model, not a curated record.